Cuscuta europaea is the source of this 879-nucleotide messenger RNA. The record is from the annotation of a GenBank genome assembly. Lineage: Eukaryota; Viridiplantae; Streptophyta; Magnoliopsida; Solanales; Convolvulaceae.
CAACUCGCAUGGUAUACGAAAUGGUAAAGAAGCUUCCAUAGUUCCAUUAGGCUCUUGCAUUGAAUUUGGACCAUUCUUCGUUUUUGUUAUUGUGUACAUAGCUCCGGGUAUUUUUCCUUUCUCCUCCAUCCUCAGGGAAGUCUUACUUGAUCAUCAAUUCAUCAAACGCAUAUUCCAUCUGGAAAUCAAUUCAGUAUCGGCCAAUCGACAAUUUCACGAAAUCUUUGUGUUCGCGGACAACGGCUGAGAGAGAGUUGGGGAGAUCGAAAAUGGCGACCCUGACGAGGCAAUUCCAACCGUCCGCCACCGGCACGAGAACCUUAACUAUCACCGUAGACGAUUCAUCUUCGCAGCCUGGAGAUUCUUCACCCGCUUCCUCUCUCCACCGGCCUCCCAGCGAAACCCUAGUUCUCAAAUUGAAGCGGAGGAAGAAGAAGGUGUCGUGGAAGGAAGGCACAGUGGAUAACGAGUUCCUAAACAGGAAAAGCUCUAAGAAAUGCUGCAUUUUCCAUAAGGAGAAGCCUUUUGACGAAGAUUACAGCGAUGAAGAAGAAGAAGAAAAUAAAGGCUGUUGUAAUGAUCAUCACCACAAUCAGGAUCAGGUGAAGAUUGGGGUACCUCAGUAGAUGCAGAGAUCAUUGAUUGAUUCAACUUGUAACCGUAACAAACUUUAUGGUAUAGCUGAAAAACUCAGGAGUUUUUCAAUUCUUGUGUUUUUCUCUCCUUGAUCAGGUUCGUGGAUUGAGGAUGUGUAAUGUGUCCAUGUAGAAAUUUGGAGUAUGGUUGGAUGAAAAACAGAUGAUGGUGUUAUCCAUUGAUGUUAUGGAGAAUAAUUGAAUUGUUUGGUUUUUUAUAUUUAAGUAUUCCUAAUUUACUAUA